Messenger RNA from Lacerta agilis (Sand lizard), 3858 nucleotides. It is a transcript of the gene EGF, whose product is annotated as epidermal growth factor. Gene Ontology annotation, molecular function: calcium ion binding. The record is from RefSeq and is a predicted model, not a curated record. The transcript has 22 exons. Bases 272 to 3478 code for a protein of 1068 amino acids. Lineage: Eukaryota; Metazoa; Chordata; Lepidosauria; Squamata; Lacertidae.
AAGGAAAAAAAAGGCAGAAGAAGUGUGUGCAUGAGCAAAGAAGAGAUCACCCUGGAAUUUCUUUGAGGGUGAGAGCUGGAGUCAGCCAGCUCCUCCGCUCUCCCAGUGUCAAGUGUAGUCAGACCACGGAAUUGAGCUGGGAGGUGAUGUCUCUCUGCUGUUGUAGAUGCACCUUGGGAAUGAGGACACCUGCUUCUUUUUUGUCUUGAAGAUGUCUUGAAGUUGAGCAGUCUCGCCUGUCUUACUGACACUGAAAAAGUGGGUCAAGACUAUGUUGCUCGCAGAUCUUUUGCUUGUGGUUUUUAAAAUCAUUUUGGUCGGUCUGUCAGCUGAGAAGCUCUGGAGCUGUCCCAGAGGAUACCAAAUGCAGAGGGAAAAUUCCUCUUGCGUAGAUCCUACACCAUUCCUAGUUUUCAGCCAAGGACAUGCAAUCUUUAGAAUAGACACUGAGGGAACCAAUCACAAAAGACUGGUGGCUGAUGCUGGCUUAUCAACAUUAAUGGAUUUUCAUUAUGAAGAAGAUUUCCUUUAUUGGGUGGACACUGAAGAAGGUCUCUUCCGGCGAGUAUACCUGAAUGGUUCAAAUCAACAGACAAUUUGCCACAUAGAAAAAGAUGUUUCUGGAUUUGCAGUGGAUUGGAUAAACCACAACUUUUACUUCACUCACUACCAGAAGGCCACAAUUGAGGCAGUUGACAUGGAUGGAAACCAUUCCCAAAUCAUCAUAAAUGAUGGACACCAUCCCACAAAUAUUGUGGUUGAUCCAAACAGAAGGUUUUUAUUUUGGUCCUCUGAAGGAGCCACUGACAGCAUCUACAGAGCAGUUCUGAAUGGGAAAGACGUGUGGAGACUUCUGAGGAGCACAGGAAAAAUCAGAAGUAUCUCACUUGAUCUUAUUGAUCUGAAGCUCUUCUGGAUCCACUAUGAUGCCAAUGAUGAAGUUACACAUAUUGCAAGCUGUGACUACAAUGCUAGUUCUGUUCAUUUGCACAAAUACAUAGUACGAAACCAACUUUCCGACAUAUUCCUCUUUGCUGACCACAUGUACUAUUCUGACUCAACCACUGGUAGUAUUUGGAGAGCCAAUAAAUAUACAGGAAUGGAUAUAGUUGCAAUUAACCUUCAGCUGUCACUUCUCCCACCUGCUGAAAUACUGGUAGUGCACCCAUUAAAACAGCUCAGCUUAAAGAUGAGUUCCAAAACAUUUGAAAGAAGGCCGUGUCUUUCAACUCGAAAAAGCUGCAAGACAAGUACCUGCAAGCGAGACCCCAAAAGCAGUCUUUGCAAAUGUAUGAGUGGGUUUACCUUAAGCAAAACAAAGCAAUAUUGCGAAGAUGUCAAUGAAUGUGCAUUUUGGAACCAUGGAUGUACCUUAGGUUGUGUCAAUGUCCCAGGCUCCUAUUAUUGUACAUGUCCAAGAAAUUUUGUUCUACUGUCUGACAAGAAAACUUGCCACGAACUAAUUCCAUGUCCAAGCAGUUACAGUCAUUGCAGCCAUGGUUGUGGGCAGACAGUGAAGGGGCCUGUUUGCUUUUGCCCUGAAGGAUCAGUUCUCCAAGCAGAUGGAAGAACAUGCACAGGUUGUUCUUCUCCUGAUAAUGGUGGUUGCAGCCACAUUUGUGUCUCUCUGAGUCCAUUAACUUGGGCAUGUGAUUGCUUUCCUGGCUAUAAUCUCCAGGAGGACAAAAGACACUGUACUGCUGCAGGGCCGAAGCCAUUUCUGUUGUUUGCACAGAGCCGAGAGAUCCGCCGUAUUGGUUUUGAUGGAACAGAUUACUCAAAUUUACUCGAGUGGCAGAUGGGAAUAGUCUUAGCUCUUGACUAUGACCCUGUUGAAAAUAAGAUUUAUUUUGCUCACACAGCCUUGAAGUGGAUAGAGAGAACUAAUCUGGAUGGCUCAGAUCGUGAAAAUGUUAUCCACGAAGCAAUGGAGAAACCUGAAGGACUCGCCAUCGACUGGAUUAACCGCAAAUUGUAUUGGACUGACCGGGGGAAGUCCCAAAUUGAAAGUAGCAAUCUGAAUGGAAUGCAGAGGAAAAUAAUUAUCUGGGAAGACGUGUCUCAGCCUUGGGGAAUUGCUGUCCAUCCAUUCACUGAGCAACUAUUUUGGACAGACCUAGGGAUUAAUCCACGGAUUGAAAGGUCUUCCUUACAAGGCUUCGAUCGUCUCAUUAUAGUAGAUUCCGAUUUGCUUUGGCCCAGCGGAAUAACGAUUGACUACUUUGCUGACAAGCUAUACUGGUGUGAUGCAAAAAAGGCUGCUAUUGAGACUUCAAAUCUGGAUGGUUCUGAACGGAAAAUACUCACACAGAAUGAUGUAGGCCAUCCAUUUGACAUAACAGUGUUUGAGGAUCACAUUUGGAUCUCUGACUGGGCAAGGCCUUCGUUGCUGAGAAUGGACAAGAAGACUGGCCUAAAUAGGGUCCGACUUGGAGGGAGCAUGUUGAGACCCUCGUCAUUGAUCGUCAUUCACCCCUUAGCAAAACCAGGUUGCAGAAUCACAUCCAAGGCAGGAGUGCUGACUAACAAGACAUUAUUAGCCCUGAAAACACUCCACCAGCAUCCUCUGAGUCAAAGUUCAUACGGCGAUAGCAGAGGAGAUGCACAACAGAUGAAACCGAUGCUGACUGCUGAAAUCGUGGUGUCUAACCAGGACAAUUGCAUAUGGUUGGGAUGUGAUAUCAACGCCCAGUGCAUUUUGAAUGAAGAUGGCACUACAUGUCAAUGCCAGGCAGGGUUCGUCAUGGAAGGCCAACUGUGCUAUGAUGUUGAUGAGUGUGCUGUCGGCAUAGACACAUGCGAUCGGAGCCUGUCGACGUGUAUCAAUACUGAAGGCAGCUACUUUUGUGAGUGCCUUGUGGGAUAUACGGGAGACGGGCUUCGCUGCUCUGAACUUGCCAUGUCUCCUACCACUGCAAUACGCGAUGAGUCCACCAUAUCCGAGCAAGAAAGUUCUGCUGGCUGCCCUCCAUCUUACUGUCUCCAUGAGGGAGUCUGUGUUUAUUUUUUUGAUCUGCAAGCUUUUGCAUGCAACUGUCCAAAAGGCUACCUGGGAGAGCGCUGCCAGUUCAGUGACUUAGAGUGGUGGGAGCAGCAGCAAGUGAUGCAAAGAAACAACCAGAACAUGGUCACUGCAGCUUGCUUGGGCAUGUUGCUCCUGGCCUUCCUCUUUGGAGUUGCCGCUCUCUACUGCUACAGUAGACACGGGAGGCUUUUCAAGAAGGAGCCAUACAUAGAAUCAACACAAGAUACUAGCAGCAGCAGUGCUGACAGCAGGAACAUGAAGCUCCCCAGCAACGAGUCGCUGUUCAUUGUAAUGGCAUGCGAUGGCAACAGUGAAGGGAGACCCACUGAUGGAACAGACUGCGAUACGAAAGAUCUCGAUUAUUUCUGCCUUUCAGAACCCUGCACAGAGAGAGAAGGAUGUGAUAAGAUGCCUCUCCAGCAGCUGCAUACCCUUAGGCUGGAUGCAGACUAAUGCAAGCUAUGGGAGAGACAGAGUUUUGACCUUUGCUCUGAUCCCAAUUAUGUUAUUUAUAUAUCUAAGAAGAAGAACCUAUGCUUGAAUAUGUAUAUCCUUUAUACAGCUUUCUGGGUGUAUCAGUGAUGGUUUUUGUACCUGUUUUGAAAAAGUUCUGGUUAGUAAAGCUUUGAAUAAUAUUUAUGGGUCUGGGCAAUUUUUAUUCCAAAAGGACUCAGUUUUUAUGCAUCCAGUUGCUUCAAGUUGUACAAUAUUAAUAUCUGCAAUAUUGCAUCACACCAGCUCUCAGAACUGCCAUUCCUGUCUAUUUCUGGAGCCAUUUGCACACUUGUUGGAUACAUAAGAAAAACUAGAUCAGACUGAAGGCCCAUCUAGUC